Molecule: messenger RNA, 803 nt
Organism: Melanaphis sacchari
Lineage: Eukaryota; Metazoa; Arthropoda; Insecta; Hemiptera; Aphididae
Product: putative RNA polymerase II subunit B1 CTD phosphatase RPAP2 homolog
Exons: 6
Coding region: 201-803 (200 amino acids)
Cellular component (GO): cytoplasm; nucleus
Molecular function (GO): RNA polymerase core enzyme binding; RNA polymerase II CTD heptapeptide repeat phosphatase activity
Source: RefSeq, a predicted model, not a curated record
CUUUUGAUAACAGUUGUGCAACUACUUUAACUGUGCUUUUGAUAUUAAACCACAAUAAUUCGUUUAUUAUUCCAUUUUGUGUGUUAAACAUAAGUAAACAUAAUAUUAGAAAAAUGCAGAAUACAAAAUAAAAUAAUUUGUGUUGAUAACAGACUGUUUGUAAGUGGUGAUAACGCAACGUAUCGCUGUACCUUUUCAUUAUGGAUAAUUUCAAAAAAUCAAAUAUUACAAAUUCAAAAAAGAAAAGAGCACCGUCAUCAAAAAAAUUAAUUGAAAGUUUAAAAAUAAAAAAAGAAUGUGAGAAAAAAGCAUUAGAUAUUGUUGUUGAGUUAAUUGAUGGUGGAUUGGAAGAACCUGACUUGUUAAAUAAGCUGUGUUCAAUUAAUGCUUGCCACUAUGAAGAUGUAGUAGAGGAAAGAUUUAUUUUAAAACAAUGUGGAUAUGUUAUGUGUGAUAAAAAAUUGACAGACAUACCAAAUCAAAAGUAUAAAAUAUCAUUAGCUCUUACUAAGGUGUUUGACAUCACAGAAAGGAAGAAAUUUUGCUCCAAUACAUGUUAUAAAAGUUCACAAUAUUUACAAAAACAACUAUUAACUACACCACUGUGGUUACGUGAUAAAGAUACAGUACCAAAAUUUAAAUUAUUAAAUAUACAUAUGGAAAAAGAAACUCCAUUGGAUUCAAUUCACAAUAGUCAAAUAAAAUUAUCAACACCAACAACUACUGUUUCUGCAACAAAUGAUACCAAAACUGAUAUUGAAGAAGAAUUUAAGAAUUUAUUAACAUUGAAAUCCAAUAAUUGA